AUGUUGGGAAUGAGUAUUCGAGAGAUUGCAUCAAAGUUAAAAGAUGGUCAUCUUUCUGCUGAAGAGCUGUGUAAAAAGUGUAUUCAGAGAGCCAAGCAGUUAAGAGUGUUAAAUGCCUAUGUAACAGAGACUCAUGAUAUUGCUUUGCAAGAAGGGAAGAAGUCUGAUAGCAGACUCAGGAAAGGCAGAAGUAAAGGUGUUCUAGAUGGUAUACCAAUAGCAGUUAAAGACAAUUUCAGUACUACAAAUAUCAGAACUACAUGUGCAUCAAAUAUUUUAAGAAAUUAUGUUCCUCCCUAUACAGCCACAGUUGUGCAGAGACUAUUAGAUAAUGGUGCUGUGUUAAUGGGUAAAACCAACUUAGAUGAGUUUGCGAUGGGAUCUGGCAGCAUAGAGAGUAUACAUGGACCAGUUAGGAAUCCCUGGAAAUACCCAUAUAAGGAGAAACAUGCUUCACAAUCACCUUUGACGACGAAUGAACCAAUCAAAAGAAGAACCAGAUCACCACAUAGUCAUGUGACUGGUACUGAUGGAUCUGAUUGGUUUGUCAGUGGUGGUAGUUCUGGGGGUAGUGCAGUUGCAGUGGCAACAGGCACAGCCUUUGUUACCGUUAAAAAUUUACAUAUAGGUAUUCCAAAGGAGUAUUAUGCCCCAUCUUUAUCAGAUGAUGUUAUCGAAUCGUGGAAGAGAGCGGCCGAUUUGUUUGACAACGCAGGGGCUAAAGUGAGUGAAGUGAGUCUACCAAAUACACAAUAUUCAAUUGUAUGUUACUCAGUACUAUGUGCUACAGAAGUGGCAUCCAAUAUGGCACGCUAUGACGGAAUUGAAUUUGGUCAUCGUGCUGAUGUGAACCGUUCAGUGGAGGAAUUGUUUUCUGAGACGAGGCAUGAAGGUUUUAAUGAUGUGGUUAGAGGCAGAAUACUGGCUGGCAAUUAUUUUCUUCUUAAAGGGAUGUAUGAGAAAUAUUACUUAAAAGCUCAGAAGAUACGUAGAUUAAUAAGUGACGAUUUUAUAAAUGUUUUUAACAGUGGUGUGGAUAUUUUAUUAACCCCAACAACCAUUAGUGAUGCACCAACGUAUAAAGACUUUAACGUUGAUCAUAGAAAACAGUCUGAACAACAAGAUGUACUAACACAACCAAUAAAUAUGGCUGGUGUGCCUGCAGUCACUGUUCCUGCAUAUUUAUCAUCAUCUGGACUUCCCAUUGGUUUGCAAUUCAUAGGUCAAAGGUAUCAGGAUUACAAAAUGUUGCAAGUUGCCAAAAGGUUUGAACAAGAAGUUAGUUUUCAAAGAUUAGAUUUAUCAACAGUUCUUGAAGAGGAUCUCUGA
Messenger RNA from Saccoglossus kowalevskii, 1329 nucleotides. RefSeq names its product glutamyl-tRNA(Gln) amidotransferase subunit A, mitochondrial-like. The record is from RefSeq and is a predicted model, not a curated record. Gene Ontology annotation, cellular component: glutamyl-tRNA(Gln) amidotransferase complex; mitochondrion. Gene Ontology annotation, biological process: mitochondrial translation; glutaminyl-tRNAGln biosynthesis via transamidation. Gene Ontology annotation, molecular function: glutaminyl-tRNA synthase (glutamine-hydrolyzing) activity. NCBI's taxonomy places the organism in Eukaryota, Metazoa, Hemichordata, Enteropneusta, Harrimaniidae.